Messenger RNA from Alternaria novae-zelandiae, 642 nucleotides. RefSeq lists its product as uncharacterized. The transcript has 3 exons. Lineage: Eukaryota; Fungi; Ascomycota; Dothideomycetes; Pleosporales; Pleosporaceae. The record is from RefSeq and is a predicted model, not a curated record. Bases 1 to 642 code for a protein of 213 amino acids.
AUGACAGGAAGGCCUAUCAUCAGCAUAGAUCAAGCGCCGACUCGCAACACAGCAAGUUCACCCGUAGUCGCGGGUACCAACACCACGUACUCGGUACAGGUUAUAAACCACGACGUCCCCGCCGCGCGUGGCAUUGGUGUGCCUUCCCCACCUGCAUCAACAUCGCCACUGUUCCACGCCACCUACCCGGCCGCGACAAAAGAGCUCCAGCACGCCCCCCUCAUCGACGAAUGCAUCAAACGUCUGCAAGACGAGAAGAAGGACAGUGUGAAGCCUUCUCCGAGCUUCGACACAACAAUACUCCGGGGACUGGCUAACAACAAGAUCGGAUUUGUCUCCGCGAUGCGGCUCUCCACAGUGCAGACACUCCUCGCCCGCUACGUGUCCAUGAACGAUCUCGCAGCCCUUGCCAAUGCAUGCUCGGCAAUCGGUGGUUCACUGAACCUGGGAGAUGAGAAGAGCAGGAAGAUGUUCGAGGGUUUGGUCAAGAACGAUCGAGAGGCUCUUGAGAGCUUGCGUGGACCGCGCACCAAGCGGAAGCUCGACGGUGGUGAAGAGACUGUGUAUGCACCAUCAUGGCGCCCUCAGUCGCGAGAAUCGAAGAGGCUCAAAGCUUUCGCCUCGGUUUGCAUACAUGACUAG